AUGAUUUUGAGGUGGAUUAUUAUACUGCUAAUUUUUAUACCACUCUUAUUUGGAAUUGAUAAACGCCUGCAGUCUGUGAAAAAACGUGCUUCCCAAACAGACGAAAAGGAAGAAGAAUCCGAUGAGAAGGGUGAGCAAUUCUCUGAUCGAUUAGUUUUGUUAAAUAAUGAAGGAGAGACGGUUGUCAUUGGGAGUCAAAGGCAGUCACCUGCUACAUAUGACGUCACAGACGAUGAUGUUGAUAAAAUGUCGAGUAAUUCAGAUGAAAUAUUUACAACGCUUUCCGCAGGCGAUGAAUUUACAAAAGAAAAAGUAGUUGAACGAGAUGAAACGGAAAAAACAGACAUUGAAAGGAAAGGGGAUGAAUUAUAUCGCACAGCAAUGCGGUUUCUGGAUAAAGGACGCGCUGCUUCAAAAGAAGCUAAAAGAGCUGCUUAUAGACUUUUAGAUGAAGCUGCUGAACUUAAGCAUAAAGAAGCAAUGAAAUUAGUUGCAUAUGCAUAUUUGUUUGGUGAUUAUACACGAUGGAAUAUUGACGAAGCACGAGCAAUAUUUGAAAAAUUAGGUGAGGAAGGCUCAGCUGAUGCUCAGUUAGCUCUGGGUUUCAUGUAUGCAACUGGUCUGGGUGUUGCAGAAUCUUCUCAAGCAAAGGCAUUAAUAUAUUAUACUUUCUCUGCUUUGGGUGGAAACCCUCUAGCUCAGAUGGCUUUGGGCUAUCGGCAUUGGUCAGGCAUUUCUGUGCAACAAAACUGUGAACGUGCACUUACCUGGUACAGAAAAGUCGCUCAGCGGGUCAAUAAGCUAGUUCGUAUUUCAGGUGGCUCAGCAAUGCAACGAAUACGUUUACCCGACGAACAGGAUAGUGUCAGUACUUCAUCUUCAUCAAGUUCUAUUUUGGAUCCAAACUUGUUAAAUUAUUAUAAGUACUUGGCAGACAAAGGCGAUUUACAAGCACAAGUCGGCUUGGGUCAACUAUAUUUGACUGGUGGACGAGGCGUCGAACAGAACAUGGAGUUAGCUAGCCAAUAUUUUUCAACAGCUGCGCAAGCGGGUAGCACAAAUGCUUAUGCUUAUUUGGGCAAAAUGUAUUUAGAUGGCACAGUAGCUACACCUCAGGAUAAUGCUACAGCAUUUCAGUUCUUCAAAAAAGCGGCAGAUAAGGGAAAUCCAGUUGGACAAAGUGGUCUGGCUAUAAUGUAUAUGUAUGGUAAAGGAGUUAAACAGGAUUAUAACAAGGCUGCAAAAUUAUUCACUUUGGCUGCUGAACAAGGAUGGGUUGAUGGACAAUUGAAUUUAGGGUAUCUAUAUUUCAGAGGACUUGGCGUUAAGAGAGAUUUUAAGUUAGCGAUAAAGUAUUUCCAGUUGGCGUCGCAGUCAGGACAUAUAAAUGCAUAUUAUAAUUUAGCGCAGAUCCAUGCUACAGGAACUGGUGUACCUCGUGAUUGUCAGAGUGCUGUUGAGUUAUAUAAAAAUGUAGCUGAAAGAGGACGUUGGUCAGAGCGUCUUAUGGAAGCAUAUACCAGUUAUCGCAAUGGAAGAGUUGAUGAAAGUGUUUUCAAAUAUCUUUUUAUGGCUGAAUUAGGCUAUGAAGCAGCUCAGACCAAUUUCGCAUAUAUCAUUGACCGUGGUGAAUCAAAUUUGUUUCCAAAUGAGGAAGCAUUACAGCGUGCUUUGCUUCAUUGGCAACGUUCGGCCAAUCAAGGUAAUGCCUAUGCACGCAUAAAAUUGGGAGAUUAUUAUUAUUAUGGUUAUGGUACACCAAUUGAUUAUGAAAUGGCAGCGGUACAGUACAAAAUUGCUAGUGACAGGCAUCAAGCUGCGCAGGCUAUGUUCAAUUUAGGAUAUAUGCAUGAGCAAGGACUUGGAAUCAACAAAGAUAUUCAUUUGGCGAAACGAUUUUAUGAUAUGGCUGCUGAAACCAGUACUGAUGCUUAUAUGCCAGUAAAUUUGGCUCUUUUAAAACUUACUGCUUUAUUUUCAUUAAAUUACUUCAAAGAGAAUUCUUUCGUGACAAUGCUCGAUUAUAUUUUUGGUGCAAACUGGGAUUUAUAUGCGAUAUCGUUAUUUUUCGGCUUAAUAGUUAUUUUAUGGAUGGGCUACAGACGACAGAGAUUCGUUGGACCUGAACCCUAG
This is a messenger RNA of Thelazia callipaeda (thelaziosis nematode), 2133 nucleotides long. The record is from the annotation of a GenBank genome assembly. NCBI's taxonomy places the organism in Eukaryota, Metazoa, Nematoda, Chromadorea, Rhabditida, Thelaziidae.